AUGAGUUAUCAAAGACAUGAAACCCAUGAAGAAUACGACGAAACGAAUGAGGAAUACGAGGACAACGAACACUCACCAGAAGAAGCCGAAGAACCUGAGGAUCCCAAUGAAGAUGCCAUACGUUUAGGUAUAUCUCAGACACCAUUUGAAGAGUUGCUUAAAUUGAGUGACAAAUUGGGGACAAAACGAUAUAACGAGACAAUUGUCAGCAAAUUAAGCAAAAAUGUGGUCCAAAACAAGAGGGGAAGGGAUGGGAACCAAUUCAAGAGAGCCAACAAGAAUAGGCCACAAGAGAUAUCAUCGAAAAAAGCGGUCCAACAGUUGCGAGAAGUGUUUCAGACGAAGAAGAAGACAGAGAUCGAGAGAAGAGAUCCGCGUUUCGAAGAAGGAAGCGGUCGUUACUCCGAGAGUGUGUUCAAUAAGACCUAUGAUUUUCUCAAUGAUAUCAGAAAUAAAGAGAUGAAGGAAUUGAAGAAAAUGUUGAAAAAGACUAAAAGCGAUGACAAGAGACAGGAAUUGCAGUAUUUGUUGCAACGGAUGACUAAUCAAAGAACUUCUGAACAAAUGAAGCAAAAGAGGAAACAAUUGGAGACUAAUGUGAGAAACAAAUUGAGUGAAGAGAUGGGAAGUACUGACAAGAAGAGCAAGACUUUCGUCAAUAAAUCAACGCUUAAACGGUUCUUCGGCUUCUUCUGGUGA
Messenger RNA from Oppiella nova, 699 nucleotides. The record is from the annotation of a GenBank genome assembly. NCBI's taxonomy places the organism in Eukaryota, Metazoa, Arthropoda, Arachnida, Sarcoptiformes, Oppiidae.